Molecule: messenger RNA, 432 nt
Organism: Arabis nemorensis
Lineage: Eukaryota; Viridiplantae; Streptophyta; Magnoliopsida; Brassicales; Brassicaceae
Source: the annotation of a GenBank genome assembly
AUGGAACCUGAAGAACCUCAGCAGCAAAAACAUGGUGGAGGUCCAAAUAUUGGUGAAGAGGAAACGAAAACAGGAGGUGGUGAAGAAACAACUCCAACUGUUGAGUCUGCUGCAUCUAAGGUACCACCCGGUAGAAAAAAAUCAAGAGCAUGGCAAAACUUCAAGAAAUUAGAGAAUAAGUACAAAGCUAAGUGUAAUCAUUGUGGUUUAGAAGUUUGCAUUAGAUCAGCAUCUGGUGUCAACACUACUACUAUGUUGAAACAUAUGGAAAGAUGUAAGAAGCUACAUCCAGAACUUGAUGAGAUUGAGACUGUUGCUGGUAAAAGAAUGAAGCAAGCAACCUUACUGAAUCAACCUAAAAAAGAUAAGAAUAGUGAAGCUGUUCCAUCAUAUUUGCCAUAUGAUAAAGAUGAUUGCCGAAAAGGAUUGUAG